Molecule: messenger RNA, 3753 nt
Organism: Seminavis robusta
Lineage: Eukaryota; Bacillariophyta; Bacillariophyceae; Naviculales; Naviculaceae
Source: the annotation of a GenBank genome assembly
AUGCCCGCAAAUGACAGUAUCACGCACGACGCCCCAGCUUUUCAAGAUGGGCUUCUCUUACCAGCCCUCAUGGCAGAGGGCUCUGAAACCGGCUCUGGAGGGAUCGAUCCCAGUGACAGUUCCACAGAGGAUCUUAUGGUCUUGCAGAUUGAUGACCCUGAAGGAGAAAGUUUCACGCCCCAGGACGACCAAGAGCCACCAUUCCAACGCUGCCACACUGUCGACAGCACGACUUACUGCAGAGACUCCCGCAACGAGGAGCCAGUAAGCCAUAUCAAGGUUCCCUUGGGUGGUGGCGAUGACGAUCAUUGCGGCGAAAAGGAUGCUCAAGACGACGACGACAAAAACAAACAAGAGCAAGAAGACGAAAUUGCAAGCUACAGUGAGGAACACUCCAGCUUGGACUCGGCCGAAGCUCGUGAAGCUGCCAUUCGGGCUGGAUUCCUCGGGUUUCUCUAUGGAUACCUGCACAAUGAUGUCUUUCAAAAGUUCCUUGCCUUUGUGUCAAAGAUAUGCCAAAAGCUUCUCAAGAAGUUUGGUAAAGGCAAUGAUCAAGACGGUGGCGAUGUGGAUCUUGACGUUGACCUAGGUUUGGAAGACAUUGUGCAAGAGGCAGUCGACUUGGGUGGCGACCCAACAAGAAUGCUCACCCAACAACAAGGAAGUUUGAAUGUUUUUGGGUCGCCGCAACAAGGAGCUGGUGGCGGCGGUGGUGGCAGUAGUGGCCCUCCAGCAACCCCUCAAAUGGCAGUUGCAGCGGCCUUGGGCGCAGCCGGAGCUGGAGCGGCAGGAGCAGCUGGAGCGGCAGGAGCAGCCGGAGCUGCAGCCGGAGGAAUGGCAGCGGCAGCCGCUCAGGCCGCCGUUGCUGUUGGCAUUGCUGCGGCGGCUGCAGCCGCGUCGGUAAGCGUAUCUGCUCCCAGCCAAGAUACCACAACUGGAUUCCAUGAUGCUCCACGCAUGUUUGGCAACUUCACUCCACCAAUCUGCUCAGAUGUUGCCACGGACAAGAUAGGCCAGGUCACUUUUCAACUUGAAGCUAUGCCUCCAGAGGUCUUGGAACACAGAAAAUGGGAACUCGAGGAGAAGUUUCGCAGCAUUUACAACAGCAUGACAGGCAUGUGCCUGGAUCCGUUGGAUCGGAUCUUGUUGGAAGCAGUUCUGUUGGAAUGGGAGAUAGAUUGGGGAAUUGAUAGCAGGAAUCAAACUCUAGGCCCUCCUCCUGCCAAUGCAUCGCAGGUCGAGUAUGAAGCACGUGUGGCUCGCAGUGUCACAACAAUGUCAUGGAAGGCGAUUCUGAACUGCAACGGCUGCCCAGACUACGAGCCAUUGUUUGCUCUCCCAGAGGACUACGGUAGUGCGGGCACAGCAACAGCAAACCCAAGUUCAAGGCAGCUCAUGCGCCAACAGAGGCGACUGCAAGACUUCAGUUUGGAACAAUUCUUUGCUCUGUUUGCUGCUGCUUUUGGUUACUCCGUUGAAACUUUGUUGCAGAGUGGAGUUGUUGGAUCAAGAUCCUUCUCCAGCAACUUCACAAGACUGGUUCGAGUGAAUGCUGCCUGGACUCAAUCAAUUCAGGAAGGUGGAAUCACGGAGGACGAUGAUGGCGAGGUGGCAAGGCUUGGGCAUGAGGAGAUCAACGCAUUCUACGUUCAAGUCAGCAGCAACAAUGGAACUCUCUUGACCCCGUUUCAAGGAAGUGAUUUAGCAGGACUCCAGGACUGCCUUGAUAUUCCGGACGCAAACCAGCAGUCAGAUUACUGCAAGGAAGUCUUUGAAAGUGUGGAAGGAGUGGAUGCUGAGGCACUAAGAAUGUGUAUUCAGAAUCCAAACACCCUGGAAUGUCAAGAGAUCCUCCCAGGACUGUUGGAGUUGUCCAUCAAUGAAGACAACACCCAAGAAGAUGCUUCAGUUGGUGGUAGUCAAAUGAUUCUGGAUUCUGGCGAGACUAGCUCCAACCCUGCAAGUCCAACCGACGCUGCCACGAGUGCUUCAGAUGCCAGCGUGGGAGGGACAUCCACUAUUGUCAAUGGCCAAGACAAGUUAACUGCAAACGAACAAGACAGUGCACAAGGUGGAACAAGUCUUGAGUUGGAGCUUCCUUCUCCAAGUUCAGCAAGCAUUGUGGAAGGAGGAAACACAGGCAGUGCAUCAGUUGGCACUGAGUCGCCAGCUCCUGGGUUAGUUGAAUCCGGGAACGUGCCUAUAUUCGGAUCCAAUGCUCCAGCAGCAGGUUCUCCCUUUGCCACUACUGGUUCCCCAAGUCAGUCUACGCCAACAAAUGGAAAUAUUCCACUUGUGUCUCCCACCCCGCCUGAACUUAUACCUCCUGUGUCAACUGUAUCAAAAAACACGCCUGCUGGUUCCAUGCUUUCAUCAAUAAACUCACCAACAACACCCGGGACUGAGACAUUCGAGACAGGCACAGCAGUCCCUGCUGCUACACCGUCACAAACAAACAUCGGUGUGCUGGAUACAUCAUCUCCGUCUGCCUUGUUGGCAGUUAAUCCCAAUGCACCCAUCACGGCAGUCCAUCGACCGUCCUCCGCUCCAUUGCCUCCUGUGGUAUCACUGCCCACAGUUCCAGAAUUGGCUGACUCACCAGCAACCCCAGCAGUAUCAAGUCCGACAUCACAAAACCCAGCCACACAGCUCCCCAUCACAGCCACACCUGGACUAGCAACAGUACCAACAACUCAGACUGUCACUCCAAGGCCAACAACUGCAGUACCAACUGUGAUUCCUGGGAGCCCAUCUCUAACCCCAACGACUGCGAUAUCAAGGUUUACUUCCGCCAUUGAAGGUAUGCCAAAUGACAAUCCAGUGUCAACCCAAACUCCAACUGAUUCAACCAUGGCAGCAACAACGCAACCUAGCCUUACUGAAGAACCUACCAUAAGCCCAACAUUGGAUCCAUCGCCUGAGCCUACCAAUGAACCAACUUUUGAACCCACAAACAACCCAACCAUAGUACCCACAAACAACCCAACUCAAGAGCCAACAAAUGAACCAACCAUGGACCCAACAACAGCUCAAACAGUUUCACUCACAACCAAUGAGCCAACAGAGACACCUGGAAGCCCAUCGAUUGAACCAACCACAGCCAGUCCCAAUGGAUCCGUCCCCACUGUGACACCUGGUUCUCCCAGCACCAGUCCGACUACUGGCAGUCCCACAACUAGAACACCUACAGUGACCCCUGGAAGCCCCUCGCUAACCAACCAGCCAGUCCGGUUGGUAUACUGUCCCACUGUGACACCUGGUUCUCCCAGCACCGUCGACUAUGGCAGUCCCACAACUGGAACACCAACAGUGACCCCUGGAAGUCCCUCCACAACACCCACCACUUUCUUUCCAGUCACCCUGGUUCCCCAGCACCGUCCUACUGCGUCCCCAUGGACACCGACAGUGACCCCUGGAAGCCCUCUUCCCACACAUCGAGUCCCCUUGGUUCUUCCCACUGUACACCUGGUUCUCCCAGCACAGUCCUACUGCAGUCCCACACGGACACCACAGUACCCCUUGCCCCUCACUCGAACCACCACAUCGAGUCCCCUUGGUUCGUCCCACUGUUACACCUGGUUCUCCAGCACCAGUCCGACUACUGGCGUCCACACUAGAACACCUACAGUGACCCCUGGAAGCCCCUCGCUGGAACCAACCACAGCCAGUCCGGUUGGAUCUGUCCACUGUGACACCUGGUUCUCCAGCACCAGUCCGACUACUGGCAGUCCACAACUGGAACACCAACAGUGA